AUGAUGGAUAAUGACAAGCCACAUAACAGUUCUGUCAUCAAGAAGCAACAAGAAGCGCGCAACUUACAGUCGGACCUUGAGUGUGUACUUCUUGCUCUUCUCUCUUCAAAGUACAAAUUCACAAUUGCAAAACCACAGAAGAAGGCAGAAUACUCGAGACAAUUUAUUAAAGUGAAAAAUAUGAUUAAAUUCGAUGACCUGAAUUUUACAUUCCAUGUUCAAAAAUUUUUCAAGAAGUGCAGUUUGGAGUCGAUUUCACUCUCCCUUAAAAAUGGUCUUACUCAAAAAACCGCCAAAAGAAGAUCACAAGCGUAUAAAAGAAGACUUGCACUUCAUUUAUUUGAAGACUUGUUACUCGAAGAUGGUUUUCUAAUAACAACUCACAAAGAAAAUCGGGAAGGGAUUAUAGGCGAUGUCACUAUAUAUAAAAACAACCUUCCAUCAUUCUCUAAAAAUGAUAUCCAAAAUAUAGGGCCUGUCAUAUGGGAUUUCCUCAAUGAACGACUCGGUUCUUCCUUGCAAGUCACUAUCGACUUUUCUGAACUCUCCUGUUUCCUCAAUACCCAAACCAAUCUGUAA
Entamoeba invadens IP1 is the source of this 579-nucleotide messenger RNA. RefSeq lists its product as hypothetical. NCBI's taxonomy places the organism in Eukaryota, Evosea, Mastigamoebida, Endamoebidae. Bases 1 to 579 code for a protein of 192 amino acids. The transcript has a single exon. The record is from RefSeq and is a predicted model, not a curated record.